This is a messenger RNA of Theileria orientalis strain Shintoku, 720 nucleotides long. RefSeq lists its product as hypothetical. Bases 1 to 720 code for a protein of 239 amino acids. The record is from RefSeq and is a predicted model, not a curated record. The transcript has 5 exons. Lineage: Eukaryota; Apicomplexa; Aconoidasida; Piroplasmida; Theileriidae.
AUGGAUGGAAGUAGAGCACUGUUAAUUGAUCUUAUUAAAUUCCUCGAGUCCGUGGAGGAGAAAAUCGUGAACAGAUCAGUGGAAUUAAAGGACCUCCUCCAAAUUAUUAACAUAAAACACUGCUUCAAUACAAUGGAUUCCAUGCUAAAACAGUGCGAAAAGAGCGUAUCCACUCAAGAUUUAGACGAAAUAAAAGAUCGCAUAAAUACAGCAAAGGAAACAGUGAAGAUACUGGAAGGCUUAGCAAUAUUGAAUGAAACAUCCUCAAUUUACGGAGACUUAUAUCUAAUAGAUGAUAAAGCAUCGAAGGAUGAGGAUUACAGCUCAUACGGUAGUCAUCUGAAGAUAUCAAACGAGGAGUUUGAUAAAUUAAUAGAAGAAUGGGCAGAAGACCGGGACACAUCGGAGAAAAACACAAGGAGGAGGGAAACAAACAAAAACGAGAGUUUUCAGGAGCAAAUCAAGGGAGAAAUGGCACAACUAGCAGAUACCAUGAAAUCGAAGGCAAUGAGGUACCGGGAUAUAAUCGUCAAGGACAACAAGGCUUUGCUGAAAUUCACGGGAGAACAGGAGAAGCAGCUAGACACAGUUACACAUGUGGCGAUGGAAUCCUCGAAACUGGUGAGGUCGUCACAUCUAUCCCUGAUGCAGCUAAUAAUCAUGGCAGCAUCAAUGAUAGGACUCACAAUGCUGAUGAUGUUCAUAUUCAUAAUAACGUAG